AUUGUUUGUACAGAUGAACGUGCUACCUUCAGGCUUUUGGAAAUUUCUCCCAAGGAUGAACCAGACUUGUGGAGGUUUACAAUUUUUUUUACCAUAACUGACCUACUGUAAUAACGCGCCUUGCCCACACUGGUAUGACAACGAGCCAUACCAGCACAGGAAACCGAUGCCUUGGGGGCCCAGCUAUGGUCCCAACUCAGAUCACAAUCACUGGCAACCUCCCCCAUCAUGCCACACCACCAUACCCCAGGUUCCACAGACCUCCACACCACCUCCCGCCACCACCUCCAAACCCCUGCCUUCCGCCACCGCCUCCCACUGACCACCAGUAUCACCCCCAAAGAGAGGGCUCCCAGCAGGUCCUACGUUUGCACAAGUUCCCUGUCCCUGAUGGGUACAGGAACUCUCCAGACUUGGAUGACCAUGGCUUUCCCCCACAGCACUCUAAAAGAGACAGAGGGGGCUAUGGUUGGAGUGAUGAUGAGUAUGAACAGCAGGGUAAUGACCAGCAAGGUUCUUCUGAAUGGCGGCAGAGGUUUGACAGAGGAUCCGCACCAACCACCAGAAGAUACAACAUACGACUGAUCCUUCUCUGGUUCUCAUUCUGAUGAGGGGAGCCCCGGGUCUGGGAAAUCAACACUGUCCAGGUGUGUGUUUAUCAGGGAAACAUUGUUGGGUAACAUACUACAAAGGUUUUAGAAAAAGUAUAUAGACAGUUUAAUAAUCAGUAAUAAAAUGGUUGUAAUUGGUUGAAAUUAUGUGAUUCUCUAUUUGUCAAGCAUCAAAAUGACAAUCGCACAAUUUCAACCAAAAUGUUAACUAUUUACUACUGUCAUGACGUUGCCCUUUUGGGCGAGGUUUAUGACCCCCCCCCAAAUACCUUUCCCACUUUUUUCUCCACUCUACAGAAUGGACUCUUGGAAAGCCUUGUGUUACCACAGAGAAAGUAUGGUACCAUCAAAAGGUUGGGGGGGAAUGGAACAAUAUUUCCCUUUCUCAACCAGUUGAAAGUGUCCGUUGCUACAAAAAGAAUAUGAUAUCAGAUCAGUUGGUGUCUGGGACAUUAUAUCUGAUGAUAGGACGACAUAAAUUGUAUCUUGGAAAGUCAGAUUCACAUGGAUUUGUUGUGCAAUUUCAAUGUUUAAAUAUGAGACUAUUUUUGAAAAGAUGAAAUGUAAUUUUAGCUGCCUAAAUAAGAGAAUUGUAAGUAAAACGUAGGUCCACUCAGUGGCCAAGCCCAAGUGAACAUUGCUUGAGAACUAUGAAACACGCCCUUCUCUCCCCCAGUACAAAAGGCCAUUGACGGAAGUCAAACUUAGUUCACGAUGACGUGAGGACUGGUGUCCGUAUGUUUUAAAAGGGCUAAUUUCAAUGUGGAGGUGACGAUCACCACGCUGGAAUGGUGAAUUUUGACUAGACCAGCCAGAAUUCAGCACAAGCUGAUUAUGGCAACUUGGUAUGAACUUUGAACAAUUAUUCACUAAAGAAGCGAUACGUCCAAGACGUCGAGUUAUCAGCUGCAGCUGUAAACGUACGUGGCCUAGGAAAGGACAAACCAUCUACUGAGAACGACAGGGUACUUCAACGUAUCCGCUCUACAACACUACGACCACAAAGAUUCUUCAAAGGACAACUGCGAUCUCUGCUGGGUAAACCAGUCUUCCAACUAUCGAAGCACAGCUCAGUGUAAAUAUAUAUCUUGCAUUUUACUUUUCCGAAUGGGCGGCAAUUAGAAUGCAUAAGAUUCUGUAUUUACGGUAGCAUAGCUUCUCAAGGUCCGAUAGACCCAAUCCCUUUGUCCUUCAGUCUUCCCGCUCUUUCAUUCAAACCCAACCCCUUCCUUUGUGUAACCAGCCGUCAUAUCGGGUUAGCCCACUAGGGGCUUUUCAUUACAUGAUUAGUAAUCGAUGUAUGAUAUAUCGUGUGAUUUUUAUUUAGUAAAUAAAUAAUUAAGCCAAUUUGUGUAUUGCUGAUUCAACUUGUUAGCUAGGGUUCGUGCAGAUAACCAAGUACUUAGGACAAUCAGAAUGAGACCGAUCGAGGUGACGAUUAAUAAUUGACUCCUAUUGAUAUAAAAGAUCUUCAGAUCUUUAAGAGUAGAUUGACGAGAUAACCGCUCUAUAUAAAUGAAUGCUUCCGUGGUGCCCCAGGUUAUUAAUGGUUUAAUUGUUACAUGGUUUAAUUCAAUCACGUAAUCAAUUAAACAUUAGGUUAUCGAUUUGAUAAAAUAGCAUGUCAUAUAAUUUAAUCAUAGAGACACGACUCUACUCAUGUUUGAAUCUCUUUUUUUUUAAGCAUUUGUUUUGAGCCAUUGCAUGUGUGUUACUCUAGGGAACUGCUGUCGACAGGCUCCAGUGGGCUGAGUACAGAUGUCUACUUUUUCCUGGAGGAAGGCUACCCCUACGACCCCAGCCUGCUUGGGGCCGCACACUAUUGGAACCAGAACAGAGAUUGGCUCAUAGCAGUGUCUUUACAAAAGUCCAUCGUUGUUAUAGUUUAAAAAUGUUUUUAAGCUAUAUUCUGAUUUUAUUGAAAACCCAGAAAGAGAGAAUGACAGUGGGAAAGAUAGAAAUUGUGUCAAAGGGUAGUAGGCCUGAUUCAAACCUAUGCCGAUACUGAAGAUGCAUGUUGGAAGCUGAGGCAUUCAUGUUAGACCAGCCAGGCCACCAUCAUUGCUAUUAAUAUUUUGUAUUGUUUAAUUGGAUAUAGUGUUAUGUUUGUUUUGUAAACAUGUAAAAAAGGUGUAUAGAUUAAUCAUUUUACAUCAAUGCUUUGUAUUCUUUCAGCCAAAGUCAUGUGUAAACGCUGUUCUCCUGUCAUUAUUGAUAACACAAACAUGCAAGCUUGGGAAAUGAAGCCAUACGUUAAACUGGCCUUGGCGAGAGGAUACAGUAUCACCUUCAAUGAGCCUCACACCAGUUGUAAAUUUGAUCCCAUAGAGUUAGAGAAGAGAAACAAGCACAGUGUGUCAAGGAAGAAGAUUGGGCAGAUGCUGGAGCGGUUUGAGAUGCCCAUGUCCCUGGACAUUGUGAUGAACUCCCAGGAGCCGUUUACACCCACAAGACAUCCCUCACAGCAGCAGAGACACAAGAGAACAACUAGUCCUUAUGUCCUGGGGGUGUAUUCAUUAGUGCACACCGUAGCAAAACGUUCUGCACUGUAG
Salmo salar (Atlantic salmon) is the source of this 3163-nucleotide messenger RNA. The record is from RefSeq and is a predicted model, not a curated record. Lineage: Eukaryota; Metazoa; Chordata; Actinopteri; Salmoniformes; Salmonidae.